Molecule: messenger RNA, 23220 nt
Organism: Podarcis lilfordi (Lilford's wall lizard)
Lineage: Eukaryota; Metazoa; Chordata; Lepidosauria; Squamata; Lacertidae
Source: the annotation of a GenBank genome assembly
AUGGCCUCUGUAGGGCCAGAAGCCUAUAGCCUUGGCCUCAAGAGGGGAAACCAGUUCCAGGUGGGCAUUGCACCAGGGCUGACGGUGCCGCCACUCACAGCAAAGCUUCACGAGAGUAAGGCCUGGUACCUUGCUAAGCAGCAGGUGAAGCCCAUUUGGCAGCUGGAACAGAAACAUGUGACCAAUUUUCAGGACCUCCAAUCGGUCCACUCAGGGAUUUCUUCCCAGCGUCCCCGCCUCUUGUACCCAGAGUCAUUAUGUAGUGAUACAGCGUUCCUGACUUCACCUCCACCUUUGCCCCACGCUCUCCCAAACUUCCUCGGAAGCACCCUGCUCUACCGACGUUCUUACUUCAGACACAAGCCUUAUCGGAGGCUUGAGUCCAUCUGUUUGCAGCCAACUUCUUUGGAGAAGAAACCUCUUUGUGCUCCACUCCCUGCCUAUCGCUCCGUUCUCAACAACACCAUGACAUCCUCAGCCAUAGACCCAUUCUUUAUGCCGAAUACUGCUGCUGACUGUUCCAAUCCAGUGUCAAAGGGGUUCCCCCUAAGCUCAGGGAAGCAAAACUCCAAUUCAUACAGGCCAGUGCUAAACAAUAACUCUUUCCUUCGGCCAACUAGUGCAAAAGUGCCUUUGCAGCAGCAGUACCACCAACCGCUGCCACCAGAAAAUAAGAAGCUAAAAGGCUUGUCAAGACCUAUUGGCUUCUCUUGGACCCACUCUGGUGGAAAUGGAGAUGGCGCUCCUGCGAACCUUGAAAGAAAGCUUGGGAAAAACAGUGGCAUAACUCUUGAGCAACCCAGUGCCAAAUCUCCUCGCUCGGCCAUUCACAAUGGCGUGGUUCUCAAAGUGGAACGGCCCUCCUGGCGACUCGAAGAUGGUGAGAACAGGUCUCAGAACCUGAAAGAGCAAGAUGUGCGGUUGACGGAAGCUAUGCGGAAGCUGACUGCAAAUGGGAUCCGGAAGGUUAGCACCUACAACGAAUUUGGUCACCGCAUUGACAGCUCUUGCCUUAUGAAUGCAAACUUCCACUCUAGUCUUUUCAAUCGAUGGAAGCCACACAUAGUAGCACAGAUCACCCCAAAGGACGUACCAGCUGCCACCUCCCCAAAUCUGGAGCCUGGUAGCCGCCACCAGAGCCUUAUGGUCACAGAAGCUGCCGAUGUCUGCACUAAACGCAUCGAUGUUCGUUUCUUAGCCUCAAAUCCUGAACCUUCCAACCACUACGCCUUGAGUCAGACUGUCAACCACACCUCUGUAAACGCUGGAGAACAAGUGGUAAAAACAGAGCUGUCCCCACGGACUACAGUCUCUGAGGUAGAGACCAAAAUUUCCUCUCUUCAGUUAGGCACAGAUACAAAAUGGGGGAACCCUGUUACUGUGAAAGAGACCGAGUAAGUACUCUGGCAAAUAUGUCUGUUGGGGUGGGUUAGUGUUUCCCUUUCAGUACUCUUUGUGGCAAUAAUUGCCAACCUGUAGCCCUCCAAGCGUUGCUGGAUUACACUUCCCAUAAUCCCUGAAUCAUUGGCCAUGAUGUCUGUCGGGCUGGGCGAUAUCAGCUUUUCAACAGUGCGGUAUAUCAUCAGCCAAACAUCGCGGUCUGGUGCUAUACCACAUUGUUGAAAAAACAAGCUGCAUUGGCCUCGGCCAGUGAGGCACCAGGUGAAACUGCUGCAUCUCUCACUGUGGGAACUGAGGCAGUUUCACCCUAGUGCCCAGCGGGCUAGGACAACACAGCUUGUUUGCAUGGCUCAUCUGGGGUGCGGGAAGGCUCCCAAUCCAACAGUGCCCGCCCCCACUUGUGUGGGAGCCAGCACUGGGCUGGGGGAUCCUUUAACUGCUCGGCUGAGCAGAGCAGCAACCACACAUGCCUCAGCCGAGCAGUUCAAAGAUGCAGAGGGAGGAAAAAGUUGUAUCGACGCCUUGCCAAUGAAGCUUGUUUCUCCCUCUACACAAUAUGAGGGCAGAGUGGGAUGGCGGUUUCACUCAGCGGUAUAUCACUGGUGAAACCACUGCUCCUCCUGAGUCCCUCUGCUGGCAGUGCCUACUGGAAGGAGUCAAGAGUCUUGACUUCCUCCAGCGAGCGUUACUAGCAGAGGGACUUGGGAGCGAUGGCAGUUUCACCAGCGAUAUUCCGCUGAGUGAAGCCGACUUUGUGGUCUGCUCCUCAUACUGGCUCUGGGCGAUAUAUUGAUAUGUCGCCCAGGCCUAGCUGGCUGGGGCUGAUGGGUGUGGGAGUCCAACAGCAUCUGGAGGUUAAUCACCCUUUUCUUAUGAUAAGGACUGUGUUUGAUAUAGUAAAAUACGCUAAAGAACUUAGUAGCAAAGUGUUCCUGUGAUGUAAGCAUAUUUAAGCUUGGUCAUCAAUCGGUGUUUGAUACGCCUUGGAUGGUUUUGCAGCCUUCACUGUCUCCAAAACGUUUCUCAGAUCAGAUGACCAUUCUGCUUUACCACUGGUAGCCCAUUGUUUUGACAAGUGUGCCACAAGUCAAGUCCAAAAUUUGCCACUUGAACUGUUCCUCCCUUUCUCUCCAUACCACUUCUAUCACUAACAUGGGUUAAUGUUUAUACUAGUUAUUUGGGAUAUCUUGCCUUGUCUGUGAUCUCUUGGUCUGUUGUUGGGUGUAGAGAUCUUUUUGCUUUGCUAACUGAGAGGAGUUACAGAGCUUCACUUUAGGGCUGUAACCCUUUGUGUUGUAGAGCUGCAGUCAACCUCCCCCUGCUGGACCAAGCGGAGGUGGAAGAUGUAGAGGAAGAGCUCCCGGACGGCUUGGAAGAUGCCUGCAGUCAGGAUGAGGAGGGAGAAGAGGAGGAUGGGGAAGGUCAGCAGUCACAUUUAUUUCCUCUCUUCAAAGUACAAACAAGCCUACUCACCACACAUAAAACAGAGAAGGGUUUUCAUACACUGAUUAUUCUGUUAAUACAAAUAUACUAAUUACUGUCAUUUCAAAACACAGCAUGAAUCUAGUAAAAAGCUAAAACGAUUCCUGCUAUAGUUGUCCAUGCUUACUAUUAGGGCAUGGAUAUAUUGCAAAUCACUCUAUAAUAUCAAGAGAGAAAGAACUGUAUUUCAACAAAUAAAAUUGCUAGCUUGAAUACUAUAAUUUGCCUUGUGGGCACCUUCAGCCUAUGCACUUUCUACACUUGUAAAACUUGUUUUGAGUGAUAUUUAGUUAACUGCUAUUGUAGGCAGAGCAGCAGUGUGAUCUCCAUUUACAUUUUACUGGUGUAUUCUAUUAAGCAUUCAGUUAAUUAUUUUCUGGUUACCCAGAGACAAACUUUUUAAAUCUACUGUCUUGAAACAGUUCAGAGUGAGAUAAUUUUACCAUUGAAUGUACAAGGCCUGACAAUAUUUCUAGAUCAUAAACAGCAGUAAUAGCAUUCAGUACUGAGGCACUAAUUCACUGCUGCUGGAAGGGCUUCUGUAUCCUAUGCAACCCAGCCAGAAGGGUGGGGUAUAAAUAAAAUAAUAAGUUGUUGUUACAACUACUACUACUACUCAGUCUGAGUAGGGAGAGCCCAACCUCCCGAUAUGUGUGAUGCUUACAACUGUGCCCCAGUUUAGCUGUUCCACCAACAAAUCUGUCAUGGUGGUGGCAUAUCUUGAAUUCUGCAGGCAUGAUACAGCUUUUGUCAAAUCCCAUUGCCCCUCAGCUAGCAGAUCUUAACUACAGGACUUCAUCUUCAAUAUUCCUGCUAGGAAUGUUCUGAUCAAACCCAGUAAAUACUUGUGUGUGGAUUUAUUAUAAUUGUUGCUGUCUUGCUAUGGUUUGGGACAAUGCAACUCACCCUGAGUAUUGACCCAUUCUGUCCCCCACCCCUAAUCUUCUUGCAUGAGAGUUUGGAAGAAAGCUGCACUUAGGGUGAUGACUGUAGUUCUUGCUAACAUUGUGAUGUAGCAGCCUGACAUUUUCAGCUGUGUUUUAGUUCAACCAUUUUAUUGCUUUAGUAUAUUGCACUGUGGUUCAACACUCUGAUGAUAUCCUUUUGUAAAUAGAAGGCAAACUUUAACUUACGGGGAGUGACAUAGGGAAUGAUAUUCUAUCCUCUUCUAACCUUACCAUGGGGUCCUUUAUUACGGUGUACAAAUAAGGAAAUUGAUGGCUGUGUGGAAGAGCAGGCAAAUAAUGGAUAUCCUCUCAUUGUCAAGAUCCGGAAUCUGAUUUGAGGUCAUUGUGCAGAAACUAUGGUGCCCUUUAAAUGUAGCUGCACGGGGGCACUUAUCAGUAAGCGGCUCCUUUGCUGCUGGGAAAAGUCUGAAAUUACGCAAACACCUCUCAUGAGUAGGGGCAAGAGAGGUGGUUUGUUAUUUAAACAUUCUUCCAGUCACGUAACAGUUGCUUGUGGAUUAAGUUCAGCUAUCUGGGAGAAUGUCUAAAAGAGGUUGAAUUUCUUCAGGAUGUUCAUGGAGUGUAGCCAAGAUUUUUCACUCAUUAAACUAUUUUUGCCUUUUUUCUUUAGGUGAAUCAGAUGGCUCCUCUUCAUCCGGAUUAUCCCCCAAUGGUUCUGUAGCUAUUAUAUCCAGGUUCGUUUUAGGAAUGUUCUGUCUGUAAUGCAUUGGAUCCUUUUGUUCUUGGAUAAUCCCAUGGGAUGGCCACCUGGAGACCCUGAUCUGUUUGCCUUGGUGAAAUCACUUGGCUUGCACUUGCUGGCUGUGCCCAUCUGCAAAGAGAAACAGAGAUGCUAAGCAGUCGGGCUGAAAGGCAGCUUAGUUUUCAUUCUGGGUUGGUGUUUCUCAGCCAAAGCAAACCUCACUUUCUCAGUCAAUGUGUUGGUCAAAAGCCUCAGGAAUUAAACUGAAUGGCAUAUGAUGGAAACGGAUGUCCCAGAGAAAGUGUUGUGCUGCUCACUUCUCCAACUGUGCCUGGUAUUCUUUUCCUAGGAAUUGCGUGGAGGGAUUGGUGCCUACACUAGAGGGCCAAGAACGAAUUCUCAAGCCAGCUCUUACAUGCAGCCUGUUCCCCAAUGUGCCUCCCACAAUAUAUUUUGGUACCAGGGAUGAGAGAGGUAAGGUGGAUCCAAAUUCAUUGCACGAAACAGGCAAUGCCAGAAAACCCUAGUGUACUAUAGUGGUGGAGUGGAUUCUAGGGUGGGGAGGUGACGGUGGGAUGCACGUGGUCAUGUCAUUUAAGUGUGUGGUGUAAUGACGCCUUUCCAAUGGAGUUACUAAGGUCUCCAGGUGAUGUGAAGAGAAAACCUUAAAUCUAGAUUUAUAUCUGUGGAGCUGUAGGAUUUCGAGAUCACCAGCAAAGAGGUUCAGAACUGAAAUGGCUGAAACAGCAGCUGAGAUGCUGGAAGGUACAGUAAUAUUUGAUGGGCAUUCACUUUGACCCUCAAUCUUAAUCCCACCAUAGGUGGAGCAUGUAUCUUUCCUGCCCUGCCCUAUGAUGGGGUGAGUGGACAUCCAGAUUCCCUUGUAGCAGAGAUGGUCCCAUUUGUCGUAUUUUGCUCUGGCCUGGGUGCUUCCAUAGUGGAGAGCAGGCAUUAUCACAGCACCACAACAACCGUUGGUCUUUGAAGAAUUAAAGCUGGUCUUAACCUGUUGGGAUGUGCACAUAGACCGACUCAGCAUGCUUCUUGCUAUAUAUAGCAUAAUUUCUCAAACUUCUUGAGCUUAGUUUCGCUAUCUGCCUUUUAAACUUCUGCCUUCCCCCUCCCCAGUUCAGAACUAGCCACCUGUCCCAUUCAUAGCAUGGAGAUCAAGGCAGCAGCUCUUCCCAGAUCAGACUGGCAUGAUACGGCAAGUAGGGGAACAGCUGCACCCCUGUCCCCAAAAUAAAUUAGGAUCCUCUGUUAGAGGGCAUUCAACCUAUCCAUUUAUUCACUGAUGAGAGGAGGGAAGUCCCACCUGCCUCAAAAUCCUGUUCCUCCCAGAAACUUUUCACAUUGCUUUAGGUGUGUUGUGCUUCUCAGAUUGAGAACCACUGUUCUAUGGACAAGUGACAGAGCUUUUGCCAAGGGUUUUCUUUCACUUGGUGAUCUGAUUCUGUUGAAAUUCAUUGAAUAAAAAUCUUACCCUUCUAGCACUUCAUGACAAAUUGAUGUCCUAGUUCUAGCUGAGAAACCUGUGGAAAAUAUUUCUGUCACCUAUAACCAGCGGCCCCUGGCAGAAUUAACAACAUGCCACCAAGACCAGGCGCCCACUUCCAAAUAUACUCAAACUGAACUGAGUGAUGGCCAUCUUCAGGCCCAUUUCCAAGAUAUAAAUAUAGACCUUUCCAACAUAAAAAUUACUUGACAAUAACAAAUGGGUUAUUGCUGACCCUUGUGGAAAAUUUUAUUCCCCAACCAAAAGAGACAACAGCAACCGAUGCACCCCAAGUGCAUAAACCAGAUGAACUUGUGCAUAACCCAGAUGAACUAGUGAAGAUGAGACAAGCAGUAACAACCAAGAAAUUGCAAAAAAUAGAUCAAAAGUCCGGGAAAAGAAAACUAAGAACAUUAAAACAACAAGGAAAAUAAAGAUAAGCCGACAUAAACAAUGGCAGAAAUUAUUUAAUCUACUCCCAUUGGACUCAAAUAAAUCUGCUGCACGAGAUAAAAAAGAGAAUGGCAGGAAGGGGAAAAGAAGCCAUCGCCAAAGCUAAUGGCUAAGGUGGCAUCUCUGAACCAGAAUUCAGAACUAAGUGGGAGGACGGAAGCAACGUCCCAGAGUUCUGGUAACAGUUCACUCAGCGAACCAGAUUCUGGGGGAGAAGUGGUCCCUAACAAUGAAGGCAGCAAACCGCUUAGCAAAUCGGGAAAUGGGGACGAUGCAAUGCCCAAUCGCGAUGAUAACACUAUACAAGAUGGGCAAACCUUUAUUCAGGCAAGAUGUUGGAACCUGAUUUUAAAUCCCUCAAUAUUAGUGUUCACAAACUUCCCAAAAUCAAAGGGCUUCCUUACAGGGAAAGAACGAAGAAUGAGCUCCUUGAACGUUCUGAAUGAUAUAUUGCCAGGAGCAGUAAAGCCAUAUGACAUUAUUUCUGUAGAUUAUUUGCAUCAUGAUGGUUGUUCAAUGAGAGCAAUGAUCACAUUUAGAGACCAGAACCUGGCCAAGUUUAUCUACAGAUCAAGAUAUAUAUUCUUAAAGGCCCAGAUAAAAAUUCUCAGAUUUUUGAAAACAAGGCACCACCGAAUCCCCUUCUGGAAGCCAAGCACGCAAACCCUAGUAAGGAGAAACAACCUCCCAAAACCCGGCCUGGUCUCCAGAAACGAGAGCUUCAAAAAUUAAAAAGGAAAGAUGCCCACCUGCAAGACCUGCAACUUCAAGAGAAUGAAGAUGAGGAUCUUUUUUCCGCGGAAGAAAAUACCUUAAUUAGGCAAUUUCGCCAUUUUCCAUCUCCAAUACAAGCUGAAAUAUUAGAAAGAUUGGAUAUGCUAAGAAUUAAGCUGGCUGGGAGAGAUACAAACAAGGAAAUCAAUAUGGACGCCCUUAAAAGGACCAGACUUCCUAUAAUUUGAACCCUACACAAGAACCAAACCCAGCGGCCUGUCGGCCAUGUUACCUUCAGACAAUGGCUGAGAUUAAUUUACUCCCAAUUAAGGAAGCCCAGCACACUGAAGAGAACACUACACCACCUCCAAUAAAGAGAACCAUCCCGAAGGUGAAUUCACCAGGCUCUUGGGACAAGCUGAGGUAUCUAGAUGAGGCGGAAUUAGGCCACAAUCAGGUUCCGGAAAAACACCUACGGAAAGAGAUAACACACUUCAAAGGCCCGGUGACCACUAAUGUCAGUAUUCAACAGUUAACAGCCGAAACUAUAGAACAUUUGGCUAGUUUGCCAUGUAUGGAGAGCAAUGGGCCGGCUCAUAAAAAGUAAUCCCUAAAAGCACCUUGGGAAAUAAUUGACAAAGAUUAGACCAGAGACAAACACCAGCCGGCUCCCUAUCUCCGCGGAAAUCCGAUAUCAUUAGAUACGAACAGACUCAACCCUCACUCACAAAUCAAGCAAAAGCAGUUGUUUCCUUGAAAGACGCACCCAACCUACCCCAGAGCCUUAAAAUUGUCUCCUGGAAUGUUAACGGCUGGGCGACAAAGCAAAUGGAUCCUGAAGCAAUGAAUCUCAUCUCUUCUUUCGACAUUGUAUGCCUCCAAGAGACCUGGUCCCAACAAAGUAUUGUUCUCCCAAAUUAUUGCUCCUUUAGCUCCUGUGCUCGUAAACUAACCAACAGGGGUCGCCCCCAAGUUGGCCUCGCCUGUCUUAUUUCAACCAGCUUACCCCUCACUAUUUGCGAGGAAAUUAAAUCUUCCCCUUACUUUCUCACCAUAAAGAUUCAUCUCCCAAAGACCAAAAGCCCAUGGUUGAUAACUACAGUAUAUCUGCCCCCAGCAAUUAAUGAUUUCGACCGCAAUGAAAGGUGGUCUGAACUUUCGUCUUGGCUCCAUGAUCUCCAAACAACUAACCCAGGACUCCCUCAAAUCCUCUUAGGCGACUUUAAUGCAAGAAUAGGUCCCAACGACGAUGAUAUAAUAUCUCCCGCAGCACUCCUGGACAAUCCCCUGCAGCCCCCCUGGGGAAACAGAUGCUCUCUUGAUCCUAUAACAAAUGCGUCGGGAGGCUGAUGGCCCAACUGGCCAUGGAAAACGAUCUCUGCAUCGCAAAUGGUAACAUUACUCCCUUGUCCUCGCAGCAAUUAACGUGCAUCACUUCCCGGGAACCAGUGUUGUCGACUACAUUUUAUUGACGCCGGAGCUAUUCUCAAUUUCUACAAAAAUGGAAGUGGCUGAAUAUUUUGGUGGUGACCACCUUCCAUUGACUCUAAUGUUAAACCUAAUAGAGCCACUCCCAGUCUCCUCAAACUAUAGAACCAUGGUACAAAGCCACCCUGUAUACAAAACAAAGAAAUGGACAAGCCUCAGCUCCUCUCUUGCCCUGGACAUACAAAAAUCAUUUGAUAUGUCUGCAGUUCCCUCUGAUCCAAUCCUGCCCGCUGACCAAUACCGGAAAUUACUUGAUGCUUUCUCAACAACUUACAUAACCACCACCUCGCCUACUUACCAACGCCUCUUCUCUGAAUCGCCCUGGUUUGACAAGGAAUGUAAAGCCCUAAGAAGGCGAAUUAGGAAAAUGGUCAGAAUCAUCAAAUCUUCCAACGACCCCCAAACCCGUGCAAAGCUCAUAGAUAUUAAAAGGACAUAUAGAAACAUGAUUCAUUGCAAGAAACAGCAGUACAUCUUUGAGGCUUGGUCCACUCUUCGUUCGGCUGUAGAGAGGCAUGACUCCCGCUCCUUCUGGCGCCUAGUUAGACCUUCGGCACCAUUCAAUCCAGCUACCCAGAUUUCCGCGGAUGAAUGGAUUGCUUAUUAUUCAACUAGUUUCGCUUCUCCAAACCAUCUUACAGAUCUCCUUCAAUCCCCAUUGGACCUCAGUUCCUGCUCUCUUAGUCCCACUUCUUCAAUAAACUUUACUUCAACUCGCAUUUUCAACAUCAUAAUGUCAAUGCAAAGGAAUAAGGCCCCGGCCCAGACAUGGUCCCGUUGGACCUUUUCCUGACUGAUCCUCUUUGGUGGAGCGAACACCUGACUCCUGUAUUCACCGCUAUCUCCUCCGCCCUAGACAUCCCCGACUCCUGGAGAGAAGCUAUAAUAGUUCCGAUCUUCAAAGGCGGCCAGCCAAACAUCCCUAGGAACUAUCGCCCCAUCAGCUUAUUAUCCAUCCCGGGAAAAUAUUUGCCGCUGUUUUACUGGAGGAACUUCUCUCAUGGGUCCAGGAGAGGAACAUUCUACCGCUAGAACAGAUUGGUUUCCGAAAGUCAGCGUCAACCAUGGACCAUUGUCUAACUCUCUUUCACCUUGCCAGUAAAUACACUGCUCCAAGGCAAGGCCACCUAUUUGCCGCUUUCAUGGACCUGGAGGCCGCCUUUGAUUCCAUUCCUAGGCAGAGAUUAUGGUCCAAACUUGCCCAUCUGGGAAUUGAUCCGCACCUUCUCUCCCUAAUUAUCUCCCUUUAUUCAAACACCACAGCUCGCGUCCGAACUAGUCCAAACGGCUCCCCACUACUCCAUUUCCAACGGCCAAGGGCGUCCGACAAGGUUGCCUCUUGGCCCCUUUACUGUUUAAUCUCUAUCUUCAUGAUGCAAUUUCCACUUUGAAGCUAGCAUCUAAGUAUCCUCCUCACUUAGCAGGCCACCCCGUUGCUUCCCUUUUCUAUGCUGAUGAUGCCGUCAUCUUAUCCAGAACAGCUGCGGAUCUAGCAAAUGCAGUUAAUGCAUUUAUCGCCUAUUGUAAGGCGGAAGCUCUUAAUAUUAAUUAUACAAAAUCGAAAGUCCUCCACUUCACUCGGUCCCGCAAACUCAAGUUGGAGCCGCUUAAGAUCACAGGUGGCUACUUAGAAAAGGUAAAAGCCUUUAAAUAUUUAGGAUUAAUAUUCACCUAUAAUCUCUCCUGGACCACCCAUCUACAAUCUGCCUUUCUCGCUGCAACCACGACCUCUAACGCCAUUGUCCGAUUUUACCACCAGAAGGGCGGCAAACACCUUCCAGCAGCAAUUCAAAUAUUUAAUGCCAAAGUCGUCCCUAAAUUAUUAUAUGGAUGUGAAGUAUGGACUACAGCAAUAUCAGGUAACCUGGAUCGUCCACUUCAUAUGUUUCUGAGAUCUCUUUCCGGCGUCCCGAGAUGUGUCUCAGGUGCAGCCCUACGACUCGAGUUCGCCCAGCCUUCAAUUGCUAGACGAGCAUGGAGCCGAGCCAUUUCCUACACCCUCCACCUAUUAGCAUCGGAUGCUCGAAUUAGAGGUGGCUUUUCCAAUCUGAUCCUAAGAGAUAUUCAUAAUUCCCCUUGGAAAACUACAAUUAACCUCAAAUUCCGCUCUCUUCUCAAUCUGAAUUGUAAAACUGUUCUUAACUUAGAGUGUAUCAGCCCGGUGGCCCUACCCCUAAUUAAAAAGAAACUACAGCAACUUGACUUCUCCAACACAGCUUCUUGUGCAAGAGGACCGUGUUCAGGCCUAGCCCUAGCUAUUCCACCCCCUGAAGGGAUCCCUCUAUACUGCUUCACAAUUUCUUCGGAGACUAAGCGAAGGGCUUUUACCUGUGCCCGUCUCAACUGUUUUCCUACAGCAGUUCUGUCGGGUCGUUAUUCCAGAGUUCCCAUCGCAAACAGAACAUGCUCCUGUAAUGACACGGCCCUGGAGACUAUGGAACAUGUAAUGCUCUUCUGUCCCAACUGGACAGAUGAAAGAUCUCGGUUUUUAACUCCCCUCGUGAAUAAGUUCCAUCUCCCAAUCCAGCCUUGGAUAGUGUCCCUCUUUUUGCAGGAUUCUGAUUGUUGGAUUACUGAGAUGACAGCUAAUUUCCUGCUUAGUGUGAUGAAGAGGAAAGCGGCACUAACUUCUUCCUUAACACCACAGAUGCAGUCGAUACGCCGCACAACCGAACGAAGUUCCAAGUAGCCUUAUUGUACAAGGACAAUCGAGUUAGGACUAAUCUGAGGAGCUGAAGGACCCUUUAACGGUCCUCCUCCAGCCUCAGCAGCUUUUGUUUUUUUUGUUUUUUUUUUCACUUUCUUUAAGUAUUCGCCCAGGACGAUGUCUACCUCUACCUCCCCACCCCCAUUUUAUGUUGUUAUUUCAAUGUAUAUCAUGCUAUGGCCACUCGGCUAAUGCAAUAAAUAAAAUUGAUUGACUUAAGGAUGUCCUCAGCCAAAGGAGAUGCUCCUGUGGUUGGGUUUUCCUUCUAACCUUAGGCUUUCUUUCUUUCCUAGUGGAGAAGCUCCCUUGGGAACAGAGGAAGAUGCUACGAUGGAAGAUGAGCACAGUGACUCCCAACAUUGUAAAGGCAACGAUCUCCAGGUCCCACUUCAAAAUCAGCAAGAGUGAGUUGUAUUGUGGGAAUGGUCUGUGGGUUCAUGUUGCCUCCUGCCUUAAAUACACCCAGACUCACAGCUUUAUCUUGGAAUAUUGCUAAUGUUUGGAAAUGAACUGUCCCACUUUCAGACACAGAUCUUCAGUAGCAGAGCAACAAACCUCCCAUAGAAUUGAUUACUCUAAUGCACCUCCCUUGCAUGGAGAACUCUGAAAGAUGCUGCAAAUGAUGAAGCUGCAGAUCUAAUUGUGGCUCUUUCGCUGCUUCCCUCUUAAGUCUUGGGCAAGCUUCAUGGCACUUCUGCCUGUGUGUUUGCCCUUGGGCAGCUCUUGUCAAGAUGGAUACUGACCACAAAGUGCUAAUGUUUACUGCAGAACAGCAAGAGCUGCAGCAUGGUCUGUACUUACAAACUGGGGAAGAAUGUUCAAGACAUGGAAUAAAACUCCAUGUCCUAGCAAUUCUUGUAGAGUUUGCUUAUACAUCUGAUGAUCUGUGUCUGGUAAUGCAGAGCUGUAGCUGCUCUUUCCAGUAGGCUGUUUGAUAAAUGCAGCAAUCCUUCACCCCCUACCCUUCCAAUAAGAGGAGACUUGGAUAGAUAGGGAUUGUGGAGGCUUUAAUUUGACAUCUCCUGCCUGCUCACCUGUAAUUGAAUAGGCUUUGAUGUCGCAGUAUACCCUGUGAUGCUGAUGCUACAAUCUUUUUAGAGUUGUGUACAGUUCUCAAUAGGGUUUAUUGUGGCUGCUCGUAUGAGGCCACUCUUGGUUCAUGUGGAAGGGGAAACAUGGAUAAGGCAGGAAAAUUAUUUCCAAUUCAUAUUUUCCAAACUGAAAUUCUUAUAUGCCUGAGACUGUUGCAGUUCUUGAGCAUAAACAGAAUAUAUAUAUAUAUAUAUAUAUAUAUAUAUAUAUAUAUAUAUAUCUCAAUGUGACGUUCAGAGAAUAGUCUGUGAACUGCCCUAUUGCCCACAGGAAACAAUGACUGGCUGGGCUGCUGGGGCCAUCACAUGAAAUCUCCGGGGUUCAGAGUUAUCAGAGAACACCAAAAGGUAUGAGAUAUGGUCAUGACUACAAAAGGACAUAUUAAAGAAUAUAAUACAGUGUGGGGAAAGGGCAUGAGAUGCAUUUCACUCUGGCCUUUUCUGCCAUUUUCUCCAUCUGAGCGCUGCAUGUAGCUGAUACUUUCCUGUUUUCUGCUGCAAUGUUCUCUUUCCCUUAGUCCCUUCAUGUUCUCUUGGUGGCUGUGCCUCUGAAGGAGGCAGCCUAGGUUUGCAAGACACUAUAUGGUAGAAACUUCAAUGCUGGCAUGCUUCCUUCAUGGGAACUACCUGUUGGGAGUACCAGCCCAGGGGCUUUUGGGGUGGGGGGGUUGUAUGGACAAUCUAGGUUCUUGCAGCUAUCCCUGAAUUUGGAGAAGGUACCCCCUUGUUGAACCUUUAUCUUACAUUUUUACCAGCUAGAAUACAGCAGGAAACCUCAUUACUCCUUUCUUGUCUCUUACUUUCCCUCCUGCAGUUGAAUCAUUUUCCUGGUUCAUUCCAAAUUGGUCGGAAGGACCGUCUGUGGAGAAAUGUGUCCAAAAUGCAGUUGCGCUUUGGGAAGAAGGAGUUCAACUUUCUGCCCCAGUCCUUCAUCCUUCCUCAGGAUAUCAAGCUGCUCAGAAAGGCUUGGGAAGAUUGCGGGAGCCGACAGAAAUGGAUUGUGAAGCCGGUGAGGGAGGGCACAGAUAAGGUUUGACCUGUAUAGAGAUAGGGGUGUGUCCUUUGUGUGCCUUCUGCCAUGGCAUAGCCAUGCUUUCCCUUGCCUUGCCAGUUUCAGGUUUUCUUGGAUGAAUCUGAUUUUUCUUGAUGCAUUUCAUUAGGCUUUAGCACUUGUGUUGGGACGGACUGCCUUUGGGAUGAGCUCUGUUCUGUUUUUGUAUUGUGUGGUUUUUAUUCUGCUUCAGAUUUUAGGUAUUCCAUUUCAUGGUUUUAAUCUCUGUAAACCACUCAGAGAACUUAAGUAAUUAGAUGGUACUGAAGUGCAGUUAACAAUAAUUAAUGGUAAUGUUAACUACACCCCCAACACACACCUUCCACUAUAGCAACAAUGCAUAUUCUCUUCUUAUAGAUGGACAGUUUCUACUUGUGUAUUCUGGUUCCCUCUUGACUAUAUCAUAGCUUUAGCCCAAUAGUCUCUUUGGCUGUCGGUCUCCCUCUUGCUGCAAGUAGGACCUGUACCAGUUUGAAAACCCACCUGUCAUCAUCUUCUUCAUUCAUUUCCUUGAUAUUGGGAAAGACAGGCGUAGUCCUCCCUGGUGUAUUGUUUUAAAAUAUUCUGGGUUUUUAUUCUUUGCAACCUCGUAAAGGUUGCGAAUAAAAGUGCAUCACAUUUGCAUUUCCCCAUGUCAUUGAAUCUGAGGUGUUUGUGCAUUGAAUGUUUUAGGUGAAAAGAGGCACCCUUAAACAUGUAAACGAGGAGAGAAGACUGGGAGACAGGCAGGGGGUGCCUCCUUCUGUUCCUAGGAGCCUCAAACAUUUCCUAAAGAGAGAGAAAGGCGCCCCCCCCUUUUCAUGAGGACUAAAGUAUUUUCAGAACCCUAGAUAUUCUCAGACUCGACAGGUGCCACAGUCUGUACUGUACUGCAUGACUACAGCCAGACGCGUUUUUGAAACCUCUAGGGAGUUAGCUUAUCAGUCAGUGACAGCAAGGAACUCAAAGCUGCUAUACACCAACUUGUGAAUGUACAAAGCCUUUAUUGACUUAAAAAGCCUUUGCUGACAUGCUCAGUCUUUGAAAAAGCUGUCACAGUAAUUGAUUUUAACAUACUGCUGAACUUAAAAUUACAUUGAGAUUUUUGUGAGGCUGCUUCUUUGGAGGCUUGUCUUAAGAUUGAUAGUAUUAAAACAAAUUCCUUUCAUGUACCCCACCUUCCCAGACUAUAAUCGGAUGUUCCAGCUUUGAAUUGUAGGAUAGCAGCAAAUGGAUGCAAUGUGAACAUCGCUCUCUGUCUUUCACUCACUUUAGCCAGCAUCAGCUAGAGGCAUCGGCAUUCAGGUCAUCCAUAAGUGGAGCCAGCUGCCCAAGCGCAGGCCACUGCUGGUGCAAAGGUAAGCAAGUCCCCCUGCCCUGCUGGUCUUUCCCCACCCUGCUAACAAAAGAUUGGCUAUCUUAAGGUAUCAAAGAACCAACUUGUUUCUGAUUAUGUUUUCUGCCAUUGUAAAACUUUACAUUGUUCUGUGGGGUUUGUUUCUUUUGCUUCUGCUUCCAGCUAAAGAGUAGAGUAAUUGUGGAAUUGCUACGAUUUUGACAUGGGUUCAGAAAUAUGGCUAAAGGAGACCUUUUGCUGUGGCAAGGAGUAGCAUUUGUUGAGAAAGUUGGCAUUUCAUCAGCAGUCUCUCAAACCCCUUAGGGACAGAAACCAUCUCCAUCAAGCCUCUUCACUGGUGACAAUAUCCUGAACUUCUUGAGACUAAAUCUCUGGGCUACUCUGUGAUGUGGUUCCUGUAUCCUCACCUAUCUUUCUGUUGCAGGUACUUACAUAAACCCUACCUCAUUGGUGGAAGCAAGUUUGACUUGAGGAUUUAUGUUUACGUCACAUGCUAUGAUCCACUUCGGGUUUACUUGUUCAAAGAUGGACUUGUUCGUUUUGCCAGCUGCAAGUAGGUUUCCUAUGAAUUGGUAACCUCAGAAAGAGGGUUGGGUUGACUGCUUGUCAGUAGACCAGCUGAGAUUCAGGAAUAGCAGAUAUAAUAUGUUUUCUGAAAACAGUAGACUAACUAUUGGUUGCAGGUGUCAUUUGUAUUACAGCCUGUGCACAUCCUUUUGGUUUAAGCAGUGACUAUUGAGAACCAAUUAUUUGCUUGCACUGUGUAGCUGAGUCUGUGUGCUUUUAAAAUAGCAAAUUAUUAAAUGAUUUAUUUUAUUUUAUUCAUUUCAUAAAACUUAUACACUGCUUGAUUGUUAAAAAAAACCUCAAAGUGGUUUACAAAAAGAUAAAACAAGAAAAUCAAUUUAAAAAUUACAGCUGCACUUUAAAACAUACAAAAGUUGAAAUAAUAAGACAGAUUAUAAUUACUUCAAAUUCCUAAGCAUCUGGAUGUUUAGUUAACUGACAAAGUUGGUGAAUAACUCAAGUCAGAGCAACUCUUGAUGAUUAACAGUUUGAAUUGUUAAACCAGUCAUAUCUCUGUGGAGCACACACAUUCAUUCUCAUUGUCUCUCACACACACUAGGCUGGAGCUUAGAGGAGAUACUUAAAGAUUGGUGUGUGUGCCUCUGUCUUUUAGCUCCCACACUGCUAGCAUUCCUCCCUCUUCUUGCCAUUUCAUUUUGAUGAGUGAUGUCUCCUUACUUAGUGUAAACUUUUGUUCUUCCUUCACCUCAGAUAUUCCCCCUCUGUGAAGAGCCUCAACAACAAGUACAUGCACUUGACUAAUUACAGUAUCAACAAGAAGAAUAUUGAAUACAAGGCUAAUACAGAUGAAACUGCAUGUCAGGGUCACAAGUGGUGGGUACUGAUGAGCAGGAAAGAGAAUCUUUUUGUAUAUGUUAUGUUCUUGACUGGCUUAUGUUUUCUUACCUCUCUAUCCCUGAGUAGCCCAUAUGUGGCCCUACUGUUCCCAUAGGAAAGAGACUUUAUUUUCAUUUAUUAAACAAAAUGUAUAGACCACUUAAUCAAAAAAAGAAAGGUCUCAUAAGUGGUUUGUAUAAAAUUGCAUUAAAAACAUAGUCGGUACUGGGUUCAUGUUGCCUUUUUCCUUCAGAGAUGGGGGGAGAGGAGUUAAUAACACUAUCUGGGGCAACCCUAAUGCACUUGUAUGCUCUGUUCUGUCUCCACAGGGCACUGAAGGCACUUUGGAGUUAUUUGGCCCAGAAAGGAGUUGACAGUGAAGCCAUCUGGGAGAAGAUAAAAGACAUUGUUGUCAAAACCAUCAUUGCGUAAGUCUCAGGAUCUAGUUGUGUUCCCCCCAGCCCUUUGCUUUCAGGAGGACCUCUUUUUGAUGGGUCAUCUUAUCCAUUAGCUAGAGAUGUGUACCGAUGUUUGCAGAUGUUUUGAGCAAGUGUGCAUCUCUGCUGAUUUGUACUUCUGGAAUCAGAUUCUCCUACUGUGUUGUUUCUCGAGGGUUGUUGAUUGUUCCUUGGCCCCAAAAGUAUCUUGUUUGGAUCUUAAUAGCCUGAAGCAAGGAAGGGUCAUGUGCUGUCUUCAUCAGGCUCUCAUCUGAGCCAUGUGGGGAAGGUAUUGCUGAAGCCCUGUUUUUGUGGCAUGCUUGUACCAUAUGCCUGGCUAGAGUGACGCAUAAGAGGCAUAAGAUGAUGCAUAAGAUGCUAGUUUUGCUGCUCAGGAACAACCUAGCACAUGUUUCAUUUUCUAGAUCAGAGCCCUACAUAAUCAAUCUCGUGAAGAUGUAUGUGAGACGCCCUUACUGCUGCCAUGAGCUGUUCGGGUUUGAUAUCAUGCUGGAUGAGAACCUUAAGCCAUGGAUUCUGGAAGUCAAUAUUUCCCCCAGGUAAGUUGUGCAUGGUGCACCUUUCAGCUUGCACUCUGACUUGGUACAUUUCACUACAAUUUCAAGAACACCCUUUACCUCCAGUUUGUCCCACACAUGUAUGCUAGGCCUAUAUGCACAGAUGCAUGCGUCUGUUUUGCCAAUGCCUUACUUCAUGUGCUGAUGGCUUCCAUCUCUUAAUGUGAGGGAGGCAACAUUACAUUGAACUGUAUCACACAGUGUGUCUCUGAUUAGUAGGUAUGUCUGUGUAUUGUGUAUGCAUGUGGGUAUGAGGGGGGAGGGGAUACUAAAAGAGAGAGAUUGUCUUGCCUUGGAGUUCCUCCUUUCUCUCUUUUGGAAAUCAAACUUAACAGCUAUCUGAAAUGCCAGAGCUAGGGCCAAAGACAUGAAGAUGGGCUUGUCCAAUCAAGGUUUUGUUCUCUCUGCAGCCUUCAUUCAAACUCUCCUCUGGAUGUGAGCAUCAAGGGUCAAAUGGUCAGAGAUGCCCUUAAUUUGGCUGGUUUUCUGUUGCCAAGCACAGAUGAUGUGGCUUCACCCUCUGGAAGUGCCAGCAGCUCUACAACUAGGUUAGAGAUCAAACUCAGAAAGAGACGUUUUACUGGGCAUCUCAUCUUUUGCACUGUUCUUGUUCAGUAGGGGAGUGAGGAGGCCUGAGUUGGAAAGACUGAGAUGAAAAGUUGUUGUGGUAAUAGUAUGUGUGGCUAUAGCACAGAAGCAUAGCUGUAGCCUGUAUAUAGGACUAUGCAUUUUAUUCAGUCACACUAUUGGUACAGAAACUGAAUUAAACAUCCAAAGAAUCUCUGCUUUUGUUAUUUUUAAAGCACGUUUCUAGUCCAUGUAAUUGCAAGAUGGGCUUGAAAAUACCCAGGCAAUACCUCAUGCAACCUUGGAAGCUGAGCAGCGGUGGUGAUCUCAGACAUAUUGCCAGGAAUACUGGGCUUCGGUAUCUGGAAUUGUGUGUUGCUCCCCAACUCAGCUCAGCCACAAUAGCUGUCAGGGAUGGCAGCAAACACCUGGAUGGCACCAGGUUGGGGAAAGCAUGAAGCAGGCUGGUGAGGGAUGGGGCCUGGGGAAGGGAGCAUGGCCUGGGAAGAGUCUUGGGGCCCAGAUGGGGGGGCUGGAGGGUUGCACACUGCCCCCAUGCCUAAGGUUCCCCAUCCUUGAUCUAUGUCUCCAUGGAUCAUUUGAGGCUUUUUUCCUUUCUUUUGGCUUAACAGAGUAUUGCUUAUGAUUCUGGCUAUAGGUGGCUGAAUUGAGGGCACUGACUAACUCUCUCUGAACUAACUUUAAUUAUUGCUGUGCCCAGCUUGAAUAGUGUCGCAAAGGAGAAGAGUAAGUCAUCCCUGGAGCUGUUCACUUCUGAGAAAACGAAAAGAGCUUUUUAUCUGACCUCAAAAGUGCCUGAUCAGGUAGGCGAGAACACGCCUUCCCCAAAUACUCUGCCCUCAUUCUGAGAUCUCAUGCAUGUUUGGGCUGGAGUUCUCCGCUCUUCUUUGAAUCAUUUCAUUAACUGUUUAAUUAAAUGAAACCAUAAGUAGUGUGCAUAAAACAAUAUAAAAUCAUCAAACAAGUAUACAUAACUAAAUUAUGUUUCUCGCUAGGCUUGCUGAAAUAAAAAAAAGUUUUUAGCAGGGGUGUAAGGGUGCCUACCUAAUAUUACUAGACAAGGAGUUACAAAGCAUAGAGGUAGCUACACUGAAAUAUUGACUCGUGCUAGCAGAUGAUCAUUACAAUCGCUUGGCUUGGGGAGUGCUUAAGAGUUCAACCAAGCUCUUUUUCUGACAGAAAAUGUGUCCCAACAGGUAAGAUGCAUCAACACACAAGGAGGAGGUGCUUGUUUAUUCACUGAAGGACUGGUAUCUGAAGGAGGUUGUAUUUGACAUAUAGGAUAUGAUUUGGCUAAGUGUGGAAGUUAUAAAGAGCUGUAUUUCAACUGUAUUCAGAGCAAGGCUAGUGUCAAACCUUAAGCCCAUCAAACACACAGCAUAGCUUAAGAAAAUGUUACAAACUGCAGUGGUACCUGGGGUUACAUACGCUUCAGGUUACACACUCCGCUAACCCAGAAAUAGUGCUUCAGGUUAAGAACUUUGCUUCAGGAUAAGAACAGAAAUCGUGCUCCGGCAGCCCGGCCCCAUUAGCUAAAGUGGUGCUUCAGGUUAAGAACAGUUUCAGGUUAAGAACAGAUCUCCGGAACGAAUUAAGUACUUAACCCGAGGUACCACUGUAUAGUUAAGACCCAAUAGGCCAUAGCCACUGGUUGCCAUUGUUAUAAUGGGUGUGCCUUGAAGCAGUAAGAUUUCCCAUUUCUUACUUACACACAUGCUUUUUGGUUUAGUUUGUUCAAGGGGUACAAGAAGCAUUUGGGAACCAUAACCAAGAACCCUGCCUUUUCUUCUUCACCCCCCCCCCCAACAAAUUCCUAUUUGAAUAUCUCUCUUCUGUCUUUCCACUGCUGUCACAGUGGGAGGGGAAUAUGUGUUGCGUGGCCACCAUCCUAGAGUGGCAAUCAUAGUGGUUUUAGAGAACUGAAAGUGGCAUGCAUGUAGACUUGUGCAGUUACCUCCUGGAAAACCAAGGUGUUUCCCUGUCCCUCUUGGCUGCAGGAGUUCUAUUCCACCAUCCUAGAUGUUCUAACACCAGAUGAUGUACGUGUCCUAGUAGAGACAGAGGAUGAAUUCGCUCGACGUGGACAGUUUGAGCGAGUUUUCCCCUCGCGCUUCUCCAUGCACUACCUACGUUUCUUUGAGCAGCCGCGAUACUACAACAUCCUUACUUCCCAGUGGGAGCUGAAAUAUUUCGUGAAUAAGGUCAAAGGUAAAAAAGUUCCCAUCACCGCCUUCUUGCAAGCUCCCUUCUAGGAUAAGCAGUUAGUUGUUUGAUCCAGCCCUUUAUAAGUAGACUGCAUACCUUGCUUUCUAACCCAGAGCUGUCUGUGCUCUUUCACAUAGCAUUAUUAUCUGUCAUCCUUACAGGCUGCUAGUGUGGUUUGAGUGUUGCUUCUUGUUGGGUCAUUUCUGUCAUCUUCCCCACUUCCCCACACCUUGCAGCCACAUCUUUGGCGUUAGGGCAGAAGUCUUUCUUUAUUCUUGCCCACCCCUUUGUCCUUUCAUUGGUUUCUGUUGGCUAUCUUUAAGCCCACACCCUCACCCAGAGCCUUCCUGUUCAUCAGUGUUACCUGCUUCUCUUGAGUGUAUCCAGAUAAUUCCAUAGAAAAGACCAGGAAGUUCAGCAUCUUCAAAUGAGCAUCAUACCAUUGCAGCUUGAUUUUUAAACGUGUGUGUGUGUGUGUGUGUGUGUGUGUGUGUGUUUGGGUUGCUCAGUAUCAAGGCCCUGCAUUACUUGUACCCACUGCCUUCUUACAUCCAGGGCAGUUGCUUAGUAAUAGCCCUCAAAAUUUCACAUGUGAACUAGCUUUCGUUCUGUGGUGUUCCUUUCUGCAGGGGUGGAUCUGCUCAGAAACUGGUGUCACAAAGGCUUUCAUAAUGGAGUGGUGACAGAAUCCACAGUGAUGGUAAGGGUGGGCCCUCUUUGCCUUUCCUCAUACCUUAGAUAUGUUCUGCUUUUUCAUGAGGGUGCCCAUCAGAACUACUUGUUACUAAUCAAGUGGCUCUAUAUUGGUGGUUGUCUUACUGCCUGAAGCACCUUCUCUUUGCUUCACUAAGUUUGAGGUAUGCUGGGAGCUAAGAAAGGAACAUUCACUAGCUGUCUAACUCUGCACUCUCUCAACUUCAGUGGUCAAUUCCAAGAUCCCACCUCUAUAUGAAGAAUGAACUCCCUGUGAAUGGCUUGAGCAAGAUGGAAUUAGGCAGAACCAGGUGAGAUUGCAAGAACCAGCCGCUGUUAUAUCUCAAUACAUUUCCAGUUGGGGUUUGUCCAUGAUUUUUCAUCCGUUCCCUUAUAGUACAAUUCUUUGCAAGUCUGCUCUGAAGUAAUCCCCACUGCAUUCAAUGGGAUUUAUUCCCAGGUGGUUGUGUGUAGGAUUGUAGCCAUGGUUAAUAUAUUUUAAUGCAUGUUAACCUUCUCAUGAAUACAUGGAGAAAAAGGAAACUCUUCUUUGUUACUUAUAUGCCACCUUUAUAUUCCUUACUUCCCUCCCCUGAUAUAUUACCCUUUUGACAAGCAUGAUCUUAACCGUUUAUGUGCUACUUUCUGCCCCUGUUAGGAUGUGCCAGAGGAUUAAAUUAGAAGCAUCUGCUUCUGGGUUUAAACUAACUGUGGUUAAUCAUUAUAUCCAGUAAGGGCAAACUAUAGUUAGUUUCAACUGGGCUUUUUCAGUGUGGUGCCCACUGAGGCACUCUGCAGUGGCUGUGAGACUUUUCUGCCAUUCUGACUUGCAACUCCUUAUUUUAAAAAAAUCAUGGAGGCUGGAUACAGUGCCAAUCUUAAUUUUCCUUGAGUAGCCCUGAGCCCAUGUAUGGUCAGGCAGCUUCGAUCAUGUAGCUACAAGCUAGGAUUUCGUGUUAAGUUCAAACCAGGCCGUUGUCUUAGCCUUUCUUAUUUUUACUUCGGUAUAUAUCUGACAUAAAUAAUUAUUUGUAGCAUUUUUAUACUAACCUGUAACACUAAGUAUUCUGGGCAGUGUACUUUAAAAAAACAUGUAAAAACAACAUGAACACAAAAUCACAAACAAAACUAAAUAAAAUAAAAUAAAACCAGCAACAGAGGAACCAGUAGUACCAAAUGUCUAAAAAAAACUUUUGACCAUGUUUUUAAGUAGGAAAGCCUAGCUGAAUAAAAGGCCUUGACCUAUGGCUACUGAAAAGUCGGCACCUGCCUCACCUCACCUCACUUGGCAGGGGUGGACUUUUAAAGAUGAUUUUCAGGUUGGGCUGUAUAUAUGGGAGGAGAUAGUCCUUCAGAUAACCUAAAGGUAAAGGUAAAGGGACCCCUGACCAUUGGGUCCAGUCGUGACAGACUCUGGGGUUGCAGUGCUCAUCUCGCUUUAUUGGCCCAGGGAGCCACCAUUUGUUCGCAGACAGCUUCCGGGGCAUGUGGCCAGCAUGACUAAGCCACUUCUGGUGAACCAGAGCAGCGCACGGAAAUGCCGUUUACCUUCCCGCCGGAGCGGUACCUAUUUAUCUACUUGCACUUUGAUGUGCUUUCGAACUGCUAGGUUGGCAGGAGCAGGAACCGAGCAACGGGAGCUCACCCCGUCGCAGGGAUUCGAACCGCCAACCUUCUGAUUGGCAAGUCCUAGGCUCUGUGGUUUAACCCACAGCGCCACCCGUGUCCUUCAGAUAACCUAGCCCCAGGUUAUUUAGGGCAGGAAUGGAGAACCUGCAACCUUCCAGAAGUUGUUGGCCUUCGUCUCAUUCUAGCCAGCAUGGCCCAUGGUCAGGGAUGAUUGGCGUUCUAGUCCCAGAACAUCUGGAGGGUCACAGAUUCUCCAUCUCUGUUUUAGGGCUUGAAAAGUUAGUACUUGCACUUUGAAUUGUCCCCUGGAAUAGAUUAGAAGCCAGUGUAGAUAACAAAGCACAGGCAUGAUUUAAUUUUUCAGCCACUUCCUGUUAACAAUCUUGCUGCCCUAUUUUGGAGCAGCUGAAGUUUCUAGACUGUUUUCAAGGCAGCCCGAGGUACAGCACAUUGUGGUAAUCAGGCCUAGGCAGUGGUGAGCCAUAAGCCCUAAAUCCUUCUUUCCCAUCAAAUACAGGGAUGACACAGUAGUAAUAGAAAGACUGCCGUUUCCUUCAGACGGGUGAAAAUGAUAUGCUAUGGAAGUGGUUCUCUCUGUGUGUGCUCUAUUCUGUGCUGCAAGACAGAUCUGCCUCUCUCUCAGGUUCUGUCUUCUUCCCAACAGCAAAAUCCUUGUCCAGCGAGAUGGGGAGGAGCCAAUCCGAAGCUCUGAGCCAAACCCUUGCACUCAAAGCUUACCUCAGAUUAAAUACACAGCUGGAAGUCUCAAGAAACCCACAAUCCCUCGGACCCUCAGCAACUCAAGCCUAGUGAAGUGA